This is a messenger RNA of Trichoderma breve, 498 nucleotides long. RefSeq lists its product as uncharacterized. The transcript has a single exon. The record is from RefSeq and is a predicted model, not a curated record. Bases 1 to 498 code for a protein of 165 amino acids. Lineage: Eukaryota; Fungi; Ascomycota; Sordariomycetes; Hypocreales; Hypocreaceae.
AUGAAGACAUCAACUACCACACUGCUAUUCGUUGUCUUUGCUGCGUCUGUUGUAAGACCGGAGAAUAUUUCUCCGCGAGAUAUUGAAGCCCAGAAGCUCUGUGGAGACCUUAAGGUCAUGAAGAUGGAAGUCAACCAGCUCCCUACCGGCAUCUCUCCGGACAGCGUCCGGAUGUGCGAAGAGCACCCUCUCAAUCAGGAUGGCAUUGAUAUAUUGGACGGGGCAUCUCUAGCUCCCGCUGAUGUCAGUCAAAGCGGUGUCACGUCGGCUCUCCCACUCUAUUUUGGGGUAAAGCGGGCUUGUUAUUACGCUGCCCCUUAUGGCUGUACCAGGGGAUACUGCUGGAAGGCCUGUGAUGAUGACGGCAAAUGGUGCUGGACUGCUUCUCAGGGUGGAUACGGUGAUUGGGCAAAAUGUAAAACUUUUGAGGACUGCGGCUUAGAUGACGAUGAUUUUGGUUGCGGGAAACGUUGCCAACGUUGCGGCUGUGGUUGUUAA